Prorocentrum cordatum is the source of this 585-nucleotide messenger RNA. Lineage: Eukaryota; Dinophyceae; Prorocentrales; Prorocentraceae. The record is from the annotation of a GenBank genome assembly.
CCCCGCCUUCGGCUCAGGGCCAGUUUGCGAUCGAUACGCUCCCCCGACCGCAAGCCAGAACAGGUCAUGGCUUCCCGCUCCGGGGCCCUCCCCGCGGCCGACGUGGCGGCCCUGUGCCUCCUGGCGCUGCGCGUCCUGGUCGCCCCCGCCCCCGGCCAGGCCUUCGCCCCGCUGGAGGCCGGCGCCUCGCAGUCGGUGCACCGCCGCUGCCGGCCGCUCGGCGGCCGCGGCACCGCGCUCGCCUCCGGCCAGGCCCCCGCCGUGGUGAGCGGCGUCCCGGCUCGCCCGGGCGUCGCGGCGCACUUCAAGGUGACUCUGGAGACCCCGGACGGCACCCAGGAGUUCGAGUGCCCCGAGGACGUGUACAUCCUGGAUCAGGCGGAGGAGGAGGGCCUGGAGCUCCCCUACUCGUGCCGUGCGGGCUCCUGCUCCAGCUGCGCGGGCAAGGUGCUCUCCGGGGAGAUCGACCAGUCGGACCAGGCGUUCCUCGACGAGGACCAGACGGGAGAGGGUUUCUGCCUCACGUGCGUGACUUACGCCACCUCGGACGUGACCAUCAAGACGCACUGCGAGGACGACUUGUGA